AUGGCUCUCCAUCCAGUUCAAGACGCUGGCAAGCUGAUCUUUGCACCAGCGAAUGACAAGACAAAUUCACAAGCAGACCAAUACGCCAAAGGCGCCCUCUCCCUCGACGAACUCGACCCCAAAUCGCCCUUCACCCAAUUCCACACCUGGUUCACAGCCGCGCAACAAAACGGCGUGCACCAACCGGAGACCGUCUGUCUGUCGACGGCUUCCCUGCCCUCCGGCCGCGUCAGCGCGCGCAUGGUCUACCUAAAAGAGCUCGACUCGAGGGGCUUCAUCGUAUACUCGAAUUUCGGCACGAGUAAGAAGGCGAAGGAUAUUGAGAACAACAAGUGGGCGAGUCUGACAUUCUGGUGGCGGGAGAUGGAGAGACAGGUUAGGGUUGAGGGCCUUGUGGAGAGGAUGGGUAGUGAGGAGAGUCAGGUGUAUUAUGAUACGCGGAUUAGGGGGUCGAGGAUCGGUGCUUGGGCAAGUAAGCAGAGUCAAGUGCUUGAGGGCAGGGAGCAGCUGGAGGGAUGGGUUAAGGAUGUGGAGGAGAGGUUUGAGGGGCAGGAGAAGAUUCCUAUUCCUGAGUUCUGGGGAGGACUGAGGAUCAAGCCGGAGAUGGUGGAGUUUUGGCAGGGAAGGGAGAGUAGGUUGCAUGAUCGGUUCCAGUACACGAGGCUGGAGGACGGGGGGUGGAAGAUUGAGCGGUUGAGUCCGUAG
This is a messenger RNA of Hyaloscypha bicolor E, 705 nucleotides long. RefSeq names its product pyridoxamine 5'-phosphate oxidase. The coding region runs from base 1 to 705 and encodes 234 amino acids. The record is from RefSeq and is a predicted model, not a curated record. Gene Ontology annotation, biological process: pyridoxine biosynthetic process. Lineage: Eukaryota; Fungi; Ascomycota; Leotiomycetes; Helotiales; Hyaloscyphaceae. Gene Ontology annotation, molecular function: FMN binding; pyridoxamine phosphate oxidase activity. The transcript is spliced from 2 exons.